This is a messenger RNA of Eleginops maclovinus (Patagonian blennie), 4963 nucleotides long. RefSeq names its product Sep (O-phosphoserine) tRNA:Sec (selenocysteine) tRNA synthase (gene sepsecs). The transcript has 13 exons. Lineage: Eukaryota; Metazoa; Chordata; Actinopteri; Perciformes; Eleginopidae. The record is from RefSeq and is a predicted model, not a curated record. Gene Ontology annotation, biological process: conversion of seryl-tRNAsec to selenocys-tRNAsec; selenocysteine incorporation. Gene Ontology annotation, molecular function: tRNA binding; O-phosphoseryl-tRNA(Sec) selenium transferase activity. Bases 798 to 2261 code for a protein of 487 amino acids.
AUCAACUUAUGAAUCAAACAUAACUUGUUUAGAAAUAAAAACUAUAAUGUGUGUACAACUCUUGUACUAACCACACUACACCGAUUUUUCUUUUUGGAUUGAUACAUCAAUGUUUGCAUUCACUUAAAGUUAAAAUUUUAAUUUGGCAAAACAAUUUUAAAUGAUGAGCUAUUCUUUAGUCACAGGAAUAUAUUUAUAAUUCACAAUGUUAUAUUGAACGCUCUAGUGUUUUGUUCAUUGUGUAGUGAUUUAAUUAAAAAAAGUAAAAUAUUUACAACAAUUUGUUGUUUGAUCAACAAAACUUCUGAACGGACAUGUUUUGUCAAUGUGCAACUCCCUCUGGAAACUGUUACAAAAAUACCCCAAAUCUUCCGGAGCUUUUUUUAAAAUAAAUGUAAUUGUAUUUUCUCUGGAGGGGGGAUGCUAAUUUUAAAGGAUUUUUUUAAUUAAACAUGUAUUGAUCUGUCUGCAACAUUGUUAAAAGGGCUACUGUCAGUCCGAAAUGUUGAAUAUGAAUAAGUCACUCCUGGUGUUAUAGAUUUAAAUAAUACACAAAUGAAUAGUAGGAAACAUAAAGAGCAUGCUUGAGUAAGGUGGUAGUGGAGCAGGCAGAAGAUGUGGUCGCUGAUGUGACUGCAAUAGUUGGCUUCUCCAGCAGGGGGAGGCUGUGCAACACUCUGGAUAUUAGAUGCACUUCUUUAAGGAAGACGAAGAAGCUACUUCCUCCUCCUGUGUGCUCAUGCUUGUAGUUGGGAGGCUGGUUUGAAAGCUGUCAGCCUUCCUGCUUUUUUUUCAAGAUGAACAGUGAAAAUUUCAGCCUGAGUGAGAAGAUCGUGUCGACCUCUUACGUCCGACAGGGCAGUCAGGCACGUCGCAGCCAUGAGCAGCUCAUCAGACUCUUGCUGGAGCAGGGAAAGUGUCCAUCGGAGGGGUGGAGUGAGAGCACCGUGGAGCUCUUCCUCAACGAGCUAGCUGUGAUGGACAGUAAUAACUUCCUGGGAAACUGCGGGGUCGGAGAGAGGGAGGGCCGCGUGGCCUCCAGCCUCGUGGCCAGGAGACACUACAGGUUGAUCCAUGGCAUCGGUCGGUCAGGUGACAUCGCUGCCGUCCAGCCCAAAGCUGCAGGAUCCAGUCUGCUCAACAAGCUCACCAACUCUGUGGUGUUGGACAUCUUAAAGCUCUCAGGUGUCCGGAGUGUUGCCAGCUGCUUUGUAGUUCCCUUGGCAACAGGCAUGAGCUUGACUCUGUGUUUCCUGACCCUUCGCCACCGAAGACCCAACGCUCGCUACAUCAUUUGGCCUCGCAUCGACCAGAAGUCCUGUUUCAAAGCCAUGAUCACAGCAGGAUUUGAGCCGGUGGUGGUGGAGAACGUUCUCGAGGGCGAUGAGCUACGGACGGACCUGGAAGCAGUUGUGCGCAAGAUCGAGGAGCUCGGUGCUGAGAACAUCCUGUGUGUUCAUUCGACAACGUCUUGCUUCGCCCCGCGGGUCCCCGACAGGCUCGAGGAGCUGGCCACUCUGUGUGCCAAACGAAACAUUCCCCACAUUGUGAACAAUGCGUACGGAGUGCAGUCGUCUAAAUGCAUGCACCUCAUACAGCAGGGGGCUCGUGUUGGGAGAAUCGACGCCUUUGUGCAGAGCUUGGACAAGAACUUCAUGGUUCCAGUAGGUGGCGCCAUCAUCGCAGGCUUCGAUGAGUCCUUCAUACAGGAGAUCAGCCAGAUGUACCCAGGUCGAGCGUCCGCUUCUCCUUCCCUCGACGUCCUCAUCACCCUCCUUACUCUGGGAGCCAGCGGCUACAAGAAGCUGCUGUCAGAGAGGAAGGAGAUGUAUUUGCUCCUGGCACAGGAGCUGAAGAGUCUUGCCUCUGCACACGGGGAGAGGCUUCUGCACACCCCACAUAACCCCAUUUCCCUGGCCAUGUCUCUGGAUGGUCUCCAGGCAGAGAGCGACGGGGCGGUGACUCAGCUGGGCUCCAUGUUGUUCACCCGGCAAGUGUCGGGAGCCAGGGUAAUACCACUGGGCAAGGAGCAGACCAUCAGCGGGCACACGUUCCGCGGCUUCAUGUCUCACUCGGAUGCUUACCCGUGUCCCUACCUUAACGCUGCCUCGGCUGUGGGCAUCACGCGGGAAGACGUGACCCUGUGCAUGAAACGGCUCGACAAGUGCCUGAAGACCCUGAAGAAAGAGAAAAAUGCCACGAAAAGUAGCUCCCCCGUACUUCCACCGUGCCGGGAGGACACCACUGGAGAAGGACUAUAAUAAGAAAACAAAGUGAGUUCUACUUACUGUGAGAUCUUCUUCACCACUUCUGAACUUUGUGUGUUUUGAAAGGCUGAUGGAUUAUCAAUCCAGAUAAUGUAAUGAGGUCAAAGACUGGAGCUCAGCAGCAACAGCUGGUGUCGAAACUUCCUGCAGGUGUUCAUUAAAACAAACACGACUUGGGCUGAUGUCACUGAUUGAUUACCUCUUCUGUGAACGUGUCUUACUUAGUAGAUAUUUUAAGGACGCUGGAUGCUUACAAAUGCUUCUCGGGAGCAUAUGGUUGUUCACUAACACUUGCAUUUUCAAUAUAUAUUGAAAAAAACUAAUUUCUAAUGGAGUUUUGGACUUUAAAUAGCUCAAUGAUGAACCAUUACAAGGGGCUUUACUGUAUGUGUGUCAUUUAUCUUAAUUAAAACCAUCUCAAGCCUCCACAGUGCAAUGGAAUGUAAUUACCUAUGGUUCCUCUUAUUCUUUGCUCAUGUUAAGCAGACACAUGCAUGCUUGAUGUGCAUUCUGCUCUGGGAAAUGCAUUAGGCCUUUUCCACUUAUUGACAUAUGAAACAAAAUAGCUUUAUAAUGCAGUAUGUUGCACCAUGUCUUCUGCAGUGUGAUGUAAUGUGAUAUAAAAGCCGUUGAGCCAUUAUCUCCCAUUUGAAGCCGGUGAAUUUAAUCAGCUCUUUUACUUUCAAGCUGCAGCAAACAAUCCAAUGAACAGAUAAUCAAUUUAGUUCACCGAACAUAGAUCACUGCUGUGUCGAGGAAAUGAAAUGUUCACCAAACCUGUGCUGUACGGAGAUGUAAUAAUUUAUGUAAAUACGGUUACAUUUGUUGGGAACUUAAUAAAGGCUAUACACGCAGACAUAAAAAGCUCUAACCUUUUAAAUGUUCUUGGUGGUCUAAGAAUUAAGGCUCUGUUUUGUUUACUAUGAAUAAUCUAUAUAGGGUCUUUAUACUUCAUUUAUUAUGACACUAAUGUAAUGUCAAUAUGUUCAUGUUCAAUUUUUAUUUUUGAAAAGUGUUUGCUAGCUUAAGAUAAGUAUCAGAUAAAGGUUAGUUUAGAUUUUGAAGAAAUCCAAAGAAAAUGCAUAGUUGGAGAACUGUGCAGGAUUUUUUUUAUAUGCCAAUGAUUCUCGAGACCUUGGAUAAAACAGGUUUAUAAUUAUCAGAAUUAUUAUUUUUUAAAUGUUAGGAAAUCUAAACUUAUAUUUCUACAGAGAAAUAUUUCGGUGCAGCCUCCUGAUUUUGUCAAUUUUUUUACAAGUGAUGUUUUUCCUGUCACAUCGCCAGGGAUAAUGAAAAGUGAAAUGUUCCUCUUUAUUUGGUCUUUUUAUAGAUUUGGAGCUUUUAAAUCAUUUUGUCUACAUCAUAGGUACACAUAAAUGCUGUUAAAUGUUGGAUAUUCACUUUGAUUUCCAUGGAGAUCUGAUCUGAAUAGCUCACUUUAAUAGCAUGUUAUGUUUCCUAUAAUAACCCUGAUCAUUUGCUCCGGCUGCCAUAGUGUCUGCGUCAGUGCUGGGCCCAGGUGAGCUUCAGAUAGCAAAGUAUACAUUCAGCACACGCUUCUUUUUAAACUGUAGUUGUUAAUGCAGGUCUGAUGCAUGUGCAGCAGCAGCCCAUCCGCCCUGGGAGAGUGGACUUAAGUCAGAUAGAUGGGGUUGCUGGAUCAGCACACGUUCCCAGGCUGCAACUAUUAACACAAUACAGAGGAAAAACAGAGCGCUCGUUACAAGGCAGUACCAAGAAGAAUUGUUGAAAAAACAGCUUGUUUCUCAUUUUGUUUUUGUGGUAGCAAAUGUUUCCGUCAGGAUGAAAGAAUCCUGAAUUUAAGGACUGAUCCUGAAUGUGGAUCAGUGCAUUUGGUUAACCUGAAGUUGCCUGGCUGUCUGUAUGCAGAGCUGUCGUGCAAAUGUUGCUCUCCUGCAUGUUUUUGUCUUUCUCCCUGUCACCAGUUUGCUAGGGUUUCCCAUCUUCUGCUGAGGGUGCAGGAAUGCUGUGGGAGAGAGUCAGACUCAUUAUUUUGUGCAGGCCAGUUUUAAAGGAACCCCCCCUCUAUUGAUCAAGCCUGCUGCAGUGUGUAAAUCAGAAAAGAGCUGCCACGAAGAGACGUGCACAAGGCAUCACAAUCUGUUUUUCAUGCAACCCAUUUAUCAGUGGCAAGCAUAGGUAAACAGCUGAUUUAACCAAACACUUAGGAUUAUGAAGAAAACGGGAACCAUUAUGACAACACAAGUCAGUUUCUUGUGUUAUUAUCAGCAUAUGAGUGUCUUCUUAACCUUAAUAAGGCAUAAAUAGUUUAGAUACAUGGUAGAGCGUACAGCCCGUGUGCUGAAGAUGAUGGAGGGUACACACAGGGCCACAGAUUACCAAAUGACCAAACUACUAGUAGAGACUUAAUAAGCCAACAAGCUUCAAAUGGGUAUGUUAUUGACUUGGGCCUUUUUUAAAAUCUUUCUAUAAAAGUGUACCUUUCAAUGAUUUAACAGUGUAACACAUUUUAACAUGAAUUUGCUCGACAAAGCCCGGGAAAAUGUUCAGACACAGAUGAUCGAAAACCUGCAUUUGUUUGCAUCCCUUGUCUCAAAAGCCUAUCAAAUGAAUAAUUAUUAAAUAGUAUUAUUGUCUCCUUGCAGCAUUGUACAUGUCUUGUCUGUGAUCUUGUAUUUUUGUUGUAGGCAAACAAUAAAAAUCCAUGCAAAUCA